This is a messenger RNA of Hepatospora eriocheir, 1692 nucleotides long. Lineage: Eukaryota; Fungi; Microsporidia; Hepatosporidae. The record is from the annotation of a GenBank genome assembly.
AUGACAAUGAAGGACAAAAUAAAGAUUAAGUUAUUUGUUGAUGGAGAUGAAGUAAAGAAUGCAAAUUUAAGUAUAAAAGAGACUAUACUAAUAUUUGAAGCAAAAGGUUUCUCAUAUAAAUCUAACAUUAAAGACUUUAACAUCCACACCUACUCUAAAACAGAUUUAUCAUUUAUAUUUAACGGACAAAAAAUAGUUAUUAAAGAUUUGAAUGAAAAAACAUUAAACUAUUUAGUAAAAGAGGGAAUCUAUAAGAAAGAGAAUUUAGUUAGAAAAUCAAACAAACCAGAAAAGAUAUUUGAGUUCUAUUUGUAUAAUACGGCUACUAAAGUAUUUGAUGUAAAAUCAUCUGAUAAUUUAGAAUUAUCAAUUAAACUAAUUAACACAGAUUAUUAUUUUGUAGUUGAGACAGAAACUAAACUAAUAACCUAUAUUCAGAUAACAGAAAACUUCUACUGUUACCAAGAUAAAGAUCAAAAAUCAUUUGUAUGGAGUACUUAUGAUAACAGGUUCAAAUCAUUUAUUACUUAUUCAAUUAAUUUUAACAGUUCAUUAGAUUUCUUAGAAUUUGUAAGUAAGUUUACAGAAGCUCAAUUUAAAUCACUUAAAAAAGAAUUAACAGACAUAAAUUUAUAUAGUAAUAUGUCUACAUUUAGUGAAAAAAGAGAAAUUAAACCGCCUUCGAAUAUUCUUACAAACCUAAUAAAAGAGGAGGAGGAUUCUGAAGUUGAAGAGGCUAUUAGAAAUUUUGAAUUUGCUAAUAAAAUUACAAAACACAAAAAUAAGAAUUUGUUAGUUGAUAAUGAUCGUGUUUACGUAACAAGAGGGACAUCAUUGGGAAUAUUUAACAAUGAUAAUUUCAUAAGUCAUGUUGAGAAUGCAUUUCAAGAUGAUCCACAAAAAUUACUAAGUAUGGGAAAUGCACAAUUAAUUGUUAAAGAAGUAAAUAAUGAAAAAGUUCUUAAUUUAAUGGAUUUAGAAAAAGGAAAAGUUGUAGAGAAGUGGGAUUUGGAAAGAAAUAUAAAUGAUUAUUUUCAUCAAUCACAAAAUAAUUUAUGUGGUGUUAAUGACUAUUCUUUAUUUAGAAUUGAUCCUAGAACAUCUGAAAAGAUAGUUCAACAUAAAGAUUAUAAAACCAAGGUUGGUUUUUCAGUAGGAAUGUCAAAUUCUAACGGAGACAUAGCAAUAGCCAGUAGUAAAGGUGAUUUGAGACUUUAUGAUAAGUUAAAUAAGAGAGCAAAGACACUUAUAAAUGGAUAUGGUGCUAAUGCAAAAGGAAUAGAUGUAUCAAAGGAUGGAAGAUACAUUCUUAUUACAUGUGAUAAUUACAUUCUUCUAUAUGAUCUUCUAAUAACUAACUAUAAAAAUAAGGUUGAUAAAGAAAAAAUGUUUUCUAAGAGAUUACAGUUAAAACCACAACAUAUGCAUUUAAUUUCUAAUGAAAAGUCAACAUUUACCUGUGCUAAAUUUGAUGAAAGUUCUAAAUUUAUAAUUAGCUCAAUAGGAGCUUAUUUAAUUAAAUGGAGACUAACUGAUAUUCUAGAAAAUAAUAUUUACGCUUAUUCAAUCAAAGAAUUAGCAGAUGAUGUUGUAGAUGAAAACUUUUUAUUGAAAGGUGAAGAUGUUAUAGUAGCAUUACCUGAUGAUGUAAGACAAAUUAAAAAAUCAGAUCUAACUAAAAAAUACAAUUAA